Necator americanus (New World hookworm) is the source of this 1638-nucleotide messenger RNA. RefSeq lists its product as uncharacterized. The coding region runs from base 1 to 1638 and encodes 545 amino acids. The transcript is spliced from 12 exons. NCBI's taxonomy places the organism in Eukaryota, Metazoa, Nematoda, Chromadorea, Rhabditida, Ancylostomatidae. Gene Ontology annotation, cellular component: catalytic step 2 spliceosome. The record is from RefSeq and is a predicted model, not a curated record.
AUGGCAAUUUGGAAUUCGUCCAAGUUUGCAGCCGGUUCGGAGCAGGUUUACGUCUUUGUUCUUUUGGUUGUCAUGGCGUCAUUCGAUGAUGAGGAACGUCGAGCAAAAUAUGCAGUGGUUCCGAAAUCGGUGAACCAAGGGAAGGUAGUUAAACUGUCACCGAAACGACUUCGGACAAGCCGGGAAGUGCGCACCGUGCUCCCUGAGAGUCAGUAUUUGGAGAAGUUAGAGAAGAUAAUUGUCAGAGAUUAUUUUCCUGAUCUUCCCAAGCUUAAGGCCCAAACCGAAUACAUGGACGCUAUGAAGCACAACGACAUCGCAAAAAUGCGCGAAUUGCAAUUACGUUACCAUACUAGUCGCCGAACAGAUCGAAGGACGAGCCCUGCCGCAUGUGCCACCACUUCACCGAGGCAUCAUGCCCCAACCUCGCCGGUGAAUUUCGAUCCUGACACUCCUGGACCCAGCAGACCACCCCAGUCUCUGCAAGCAACGCCGUUGCUUUAUGCAAAUCGCGAGGGCGAUAACGAAGCCGUAAAAGAUGUUGCGAAAAAAACUAAAUCUUGCUUGGAAGUGAUUUCGGUGGAUGCGUAUCUGGACAAGUUCACUUCGGAAGAUAAUGCCUCUUUCGAAGAGCUGACAGCAGUGGAACUGAAAAGACAGUAUGCAAAAAAAGGGUGGAUAGAAGAAGCAGAAACGAAGCAUAAUGCAGAAAAGGUGAACUAUGGGUCGUUGCCAGCAGCAGCUGAUCUCCAGCUUGCUUUGAAAUAUUGCCCGGAAGUUGACAAAGACAAGCCUAAAGAAAUCGAUAAUUGGACGUACACUGCGCGAAACUCAGUGUUGUUUCACUUGGAAGGUGCACCUCUCACUGCCGCGGAAAGUGUCGAACAAGCACGUAAGAACCAGAGGAUUAUAAACAAGGCAGGGACCCGCUUUUCUGAAGAUAUGAAGGUUAAACCUUCUGAGGCGUCUAUGGCUCGUGCUAGCAUGAUGCAGUUGGCAAACAAUGCAGGAAAAGUAGACGUGCAAGGACAUGAAGUCGGCCUUAAUACCAAGACUUUGGGACUUGUAGCCACUCCAAGCCCUGCUCCUGGUAUUGACGACUCACCACUGAUGACAUGGGGAGAAAUCGAUGGGACACCUUUUCGUCUAGAUGCUGCCGAUGUUCAGGUUCCUGUUGGAAAUGCCCCUACCUUCAAGAUGCCCGAAAUUCCGUUUCGAGAGCAGAUUGCGCAAGGAAUUAGUGACACUAUCGCCAGGCGGUACCGCGAUAAAAGACGCGCUGCAAUGCAAGCUGCAGAGAAGGCACAUAGAACUCCUCGAUUUGGUUCGGCCCGUUCCUCGGCGCUAUCCAUGACGACGCUAUCACCAGCCGCCCGUCGUCUUGCUUCGAACAAACUCGGGAUUCGCUUUCCGUCAUCAACGCAACACUCGCGUUUUGUGACUCCUCUGAGACCAAGCAGUUCUCGACUAACUCCCAAUGUACUGUCUUCGUCAGAGAUUUCUUCCAGUCGAUCAUUGUCAGUGACUUCGAAUGCAACCAAUCAAACUUCGUCUAUUACUGAUAAUCUCAUGCCCAUCUCCGCUGAUGAAACUGGAACCUCGUUGGAGGGACGUUGUCGCGCUGGUGAUUUCUUCUAA